This is a messenger RNA of Baudoinia panamericana UAMH 10762, 1319 nucleotides long. RefSeq lists its product as uncharacterized. The coding region runs from base 158 to 1228 and encodes 356 amino acids. The record is from RefSeq and is a predicted model, not a curated record. NCBI's taxonomy places the organism in Eukaryota, Fungi, Ascomycota, Dothideomycetes, Mycosphaerellales, Teratosphaeriaceae. The transcript is spliced from 3 exons.
CAGCGCCUCCGGCGUCUUGUCAAGGUUCAAAGCUUUGGUUAGGCCUUCGAUUGAUCGUGGACAAGCUAAAGCACUUGCCCCAAUCUCUACUUCGACCGACUACUCUACCAGCACGAUCAUUCUGAGUACUAGCUCUACUUCGGAAGCUCUUCCUCAAAUGUCCGACACCAUACCCAAUGUUCAGGGAGCGGCACCUGUGUCCUCCACGUCCACCCUGACUUCGACGUCUGUCGCAUCCUCAUCAAAUGCAACCCACAGUGGGUCGUCGAGCGGAAGCGGAGUUACGACGGGCGCCCUUGCUGGUGGGAUUGUCGGGGCCGCUCUUGGUGCCGCCGUAUUGACCUUCCUUCUGACCAGCCUAAUCUGGUUGAACAGAACGAAGUCCCUAGAAAAAUCUUACAGGCGAAGUCAUCGAGCAGAAAGAACACUACCAAGAGCCCUGGGCGAGAAAUCCAACUCGCCAGAAGAUCCCAACCAGCCGAGUUGGGAGUUCUUCCUCCCGCAGCCCGCCGAUGACGAGACUGUUCGCAGUGCUGUCAAGGCUCUGUUCGACGAAGCAAUGCUACACGUGGAGAACUUUUACUCUCGCCGAACUGCUCACCUUUCACCAGAAAUGGUUGACCAUCUCGCGCUGAUGCAGACUGCCUCGCCGGAGCUGUCUGGCCCCGCUCUCAUGUCCAAGCCACGGUCGGCCUGGCCAGGGAUAAAGCACUGCCUUGCCUAUAUGCUUGCUGAAGCGGUUGACCCCACAAGCUCUCCGGCAGUCUCGCUGCUUCCGCUGGGGUGGACGUUGGCCGCAGGCAAUGAGGAUGAUCCAAUCUCGAAGUCAAGGGUAGCUGCGAAGCAACAAGCCAUUAGCAAGUGGAGACAGCUUACAGCGUUCCUGCACCCACAGCCCUACAACGAGCGAGCCUUCUCCACGUGGCGCGAUAAAGCCAUCAUUGCGCAUGCUGAGCGCUUCGAGGCUGCAUUCAGGCCGUGGCAAGCUGAUAUGCAGCCUAGUGCCCACGAGGAUGUUCUGCACAUCAUGCGAAGUGCAGCUGACGUCGCUGUCCUUCUGUUCUCGCAGCCAUCCGGCUAUGUCUUCCGAUGGCAAGCCGUCUCUGGUCAGUCAGGCUCGAACGCGAAUAUCGUCGUAAUCCCAGACUUCAUCAAAGUCACAGACGAGUCCGGAAUGUCACUCUCUGUUCCCCAAACCAUGGUAAAGAUGGUAGCAGAGCGGAUCUGACACGUUGACAUAACCUGGGUGAGUCCGGAAACGGACUAGCAGACGGUAGCAGUUCUACAAACCAAAUUCACCUCUCGUAGCUUACGGUCUG